Cordyceps militaris CM01 is the source of this 717-nucleotide messenger RNA. Its product is annotated as ThiJ/PfpI. Bases 1 to 717 code for a protein of 238 amino acids. Lineage: Eukaryota; Fungi; Ascomycota; Sordariomycetes; Hypocreales; Cordycipitaceae. The record is from RefSeq and is a predicted model, not a curated record. The transcript is spliced from 3 exons.
AUGCCCGAAUUCAGCCUUUCCAACCCGACGCGCCCCAUCCACGUCGGCGUCAUCCUCAUGAACAGCACCACCGAGGCGCUCGACGUCGUGCCCGUCGACCUUCUCCACGGCGUCAGCCAAAAGUUCAUCGAGGACAUGCCGACGCUGAUCCCCGCGCCGCUGCAGACCCAGGGCCUGCCCAUCGAGUUCCACUGGGUCUCUGAGCACGGUCGCCAAGACGUCCGCCAUCUGAGCAGCGGGCUCAACGUGACUCCCACCGACUCCUUUGCCGACUGCCCCCCGCUGGACAUUGUGCUUGUCGGCGCGCACCACCUCGAGUACGUGCUCUCGGCGGCCGAAGUGGGCUUUGUGCAGAAAGCGUACGCCGGGUGCGCGGCGUUUAUGACGGUCUGCGGGGGCGUGCAGGUCGCUGUUGAGGCAGGGCUUGUGGCGGGCAAGACGGUCACGGGCCCGCGGUUCAUGCUGGCGCGGUUCCGCGCCGCCGCGCCCGAGGCCGCCGCGUGGGUCGAGAAGCGCUUCGUGCAGGACGGCAAGCUCUGGACGAGCGGCGCGCUGCACAACGGCCUCGACAUGAUGGCCGCGUUUAUGCGCCAGACGUGGCCGCGCAAGGAGGGCGAGGGCCCGACGCUGGUCGAUUUCGGACUCGUCUUGGGCAGCGGCCUGGACAGGGACAUUGACUACAAGGACGAGCCGCAGCUCGAGAUUCCGGUAGCGUAG